Messenger RNA from Papaver somniferum (opium poppy), 657 nucleotides. Its product is annotated as putative pentatricopeptide repeat-containing protein At5g13230, mitochondrial. Lineage: Eukaryota; Viridiplantae; Streptophyta; Magnoliopsida; Ranunculales; Papaveraceae. The transcript has 3 exons. The coding region runs from base 1 to 657 and encodes 218 amino acids. Gene Ontology annotation, biological process: RNA modification. Gene Ontology annotation, molecular function: protein binding; RNA binding. The record is from RefSeq and is a predicted model, not a curated record.
AUGAGAGACGAUAGGGUAAGGCCCUAUAACUUAACCUUGAUAAAAGUUGUAUAUGCUUGUGCGGAGAUAGGAACUCUUAGGAGUGGAGUUCAGGUCCGUGGAGUUGCUUUGAAAUCGGGACUUGAAACUCAGUUGCAAGUUAGAAAUGAAAUUCUGAAUAUGUAUUGUAAAUGUGGAGAUAUUGGAAGUGGUGAAGCUUAUUUCCAGAGUAUGAUGAUGAUCAAAUUUCGAGACAGGGCUGUGUCUAGUUACGAGUAUAUGAUUAGGGGUUAUGGUCUCCAUUUCUAUAAUCGAAAAGCCUUAACUUGUGAAUUAUAUAACUCCAUGAUUUAUGAUUACGGUAUUACACCUCUAGAGGGUCAUAAAAUCACCAUGGAAACCCUUCUAGGACGCACUGGUCGCCUUAGUGAAGCAAUUUCCCUCAUAGCUUUUGAAGAGCUGAAGAAGAUGAAUGCUUUAUCUGGGGGAGCAGUGAUACAGAUGAGGAAGUUGUUUCUUCGUGAUGGCAGAUAUCAAGAUGCCUUUGAUCUUGACCGCAAGUACGGCAAACUCUGCAAGCAAUUUGCAGGAUGGAGUAUGAUUGACAUUGAUGAUGACAAGCUCCCGAUGGGUGAGAUUAUUGAGAUUGAGUGGGGCUUUAUGAUUGGUUCUGAUUAG